AUGGACGACUUCUAUCAGCCCCUCAUAAAUCCCACUGACACCGAUACCAUCGACACCUCCAAAUUCGAAAGCUUGAUUACAAAUACCCUCACCUCCAUUCGCUCAACCCCUUUACCUAUCAUUCUCAGCAUCGCUCUGGCACCAAUUCUCGCGAUCAUAGCUACUAGAUUGUUGAGUGAGAGACCGUCGGAAAAGUUAAAGGGAAAAGAUGGGAGGACGGUUUGGAUGCCGGCUUAUUGGGUGCCGGGUGUGGGACAUGUGUUUUCGUUUUGGAUGAAUGCAGAGAAUUUGACGAGUGGUUUAAGGGACCAAAGUGCCCAUGGCAUAUUUGCACUUAGUCUUGGAGGCUCAACACAUAAUAUCAUAUCAAAUCCAAAACUGGUUAAGGAAGUAUUACAAAAAAAGGAAUCAGAUGUCACAUUCAAAUCUGUUGCGCUGGAUCUAGCAUUGAAGUUUUUCGGAGUGCCUAAAAGUGCAGAGAAGAAAUAUCUAGACAACUGGGAGGAAUACACGGCGACUUUCAAUUAUCUCAUGAAGGAACCACAUCUGAGCAACAUGCUGGACGGAACUGUACGCAAUCUUCAAAGAAUAAUCCCACAGAUGGUUUCAUUUGUGGAUAGUGAAAUAGAUCAAUAUCCAUGGGAAAAAUGGGCCAAUGCUGAUUAUAUCUCGAACAAUGAAAUGGAGGUCGAUCUCAUGGCCUUGAUUAGAGAUAUACUUGGGCAAGCCUCUGUACCAAGUCUCUUCGGUCAUGCGUUCUUAGACAAUAAUCCUCAUGUUUUGCAUGAUGUCUAUGAAAUGGACCGUGGCAUGAUGUAUUUUAACAUGGGGCUCCCAUGGUUCACUCCUUGGCCUUCUGUUGCUAGAGCUCACUAUUCUCGCUCCCAAGUUCAAUAUAGUAUAAACAGUUUUCAUGAAGCUCUUGAUGCUUCAGUAGAUGGAAAGCACGUGGACUCCUCUUGGGGUGAUUUAGAUGAUGUCAGUGACUUCAUCAUGAAGAGACACGAAUUUUUUAGAAAACAUGGUCUCAAACCGAAUGAACGCGGAGAUGUAUCUGUUCUUUGGGCCCUCGUGAAUAACUCCACUCUUAUCGUCUACUGGCACCUGCUAUACAUCCUCUCCACCCCCGACCUUGCCGACCAAAUCUGCGACGAAAUCUCGCCCUACGCAACCGUUAUUCCCGGCGAAAGGAUCGGCUCUUUCGCCGAAGCUCCACGCCUCAACUUCUCCCACGAAGAUCUAUCCCAAAAAUGCCCCCUUUUCAAAUCAACCUAUCUAGAAGCCUUGCGUUUAACUUCCCAACCAACAUCUAUCCGAAAACUCGAAAAUGACAUUACCCUCACCGACAAACCUUCUAAUACAGACACCGACAAAACCUCAGCCGUCACCUACAUCCUCCACAAAAACGAACACGUAACCCUCCCCCACGACCUCCACAUGCGCGACCCCUCCUACUUCUCCUCCCCCACCACCUUCAACCCCGAACGCUUCCUCGUCACCGACGAAACCGGCAAGAACUCCGUCGAUCCCCAAACCAUCCGUCCCUAUGGUGGCGGACCUAGCAUAUGUAAAGGUCGCGUAUUUGCCGAGCGAGAAUGUCUCGCUUUUGUAGCCGGGAUGUUGAUGUAUUGGGAAAUCGAACCUGUGGCUGCGAAAGGGGAGAAGAAGGGGAAAUGGAAGAUUCCGGGGAUGAUCAAAACUAGCGCGGUUGGUUUGCCGGAUAAGGAGGCGAGGGUGAGGAUUAAGAGGAAGGUGGUUUGA
Messenger RNA from Sclerotinia borealis F-4128, 1761 nucleotides. The record is from the annotation of a GenBank genome assembly. Lineage: Eukaryota; Fungi; Ascomycota; Leotiomycetes; Helotiales; Sclerotiniaceae.